This is a messenger RNA of Paramecium sonneborni, 135 nucleotides long. NCBI's taxonomy places the organism in Eukaryota, Ciliophora, Oligohymenophorea, Peniculida, Parameciidae. The record is from the annotation of a GenBank genome assembly.
AUGUAAAUAAAUAAUGGCAAGAAUAUAUUUCAGAAUAGGAAAAGCUAUUAAAUGAAUAUAAAAAGGAGUAAACUUAAAAAAUUUGAAUUAUUGAAUGAAAUAGCCAAAAUGAGAAAAAUUACAAUAAGAAAUUGA